Molecule: messenger RNA, 3653 nt
Organism: Ostrinia furnacalis (Asian corn borer)
Lineage: Eukaryota; Metazoa; Arthropoda; Insecta; Lepidoptera; Crambidae
Exons: 3
Coding region: 349-2073 (574 amino acids)
Source: RefSeq, a predicted model, not a curated record
UUAUUAAGUAUUGUUCAUAUGUACAUGCCGAUCCUAACUUUACUUAUUUUUAUAUUAGCUUAGUAACUUGAGAGGUUGUCUGCUUUAAUUGUGUAAUUUAGUCAUAGGUUUGUUGGCAAUAAACACGAGAUAAAGCCCUAUAAAAUUGGUUUUGGUCAUUUCUCUCUGUAGGUUAGGUUCCCCUCUUACAAUCUGGCGCCCAACGUGGGGCCCUUUAAUAAACCGGGUCCCAUUGAGGCACGAACCACUUAUAAUUUAAGACCAAAACCACACAGACAACCUACUCUCUCAGUCCCGCGAGCUAGGAUUACUAUAGCUAAUCGUCAUCAUAAACACAGGAUCGGAGACAUGAAUCUAUCAGAGGCACAAUUCGAGAGAUUACUGAAGACGUUAGGAGAACCACGCAGUAUGAGCACAUUGGCUCAGUGCUCUGCACGCUAUGGAGGAAGCAGAAAAUCCACCGAUGUGGAGACUUUCUUGGCGGCCGUGAACGUGUAUAAAAAGUUAGAGCACAUACAAGAUGAGGAUGCACUCACUGGCUUACCGUUACUUUUGACGGAUGAUGCCGCGACGUGGUGGCAAGGGGUGAAGACUCAAGUCAGGACAUGGGUUGACUUUGAGACAAGGUUGAGACAUACGUUUGCCCCCAAGAAACUGCCGUACAUCAUCUAUCAAGAGAUCGUGCGGGUCAGUCAGGUUCACCAGAGCACAGCGUCAUUUAUUGCUGAAAAACGUGCGCUUAUCGCUCAGCUACCCGAAUCUCACAAAUUGGUCGAGGAUCAACUCAUAGACCUUGUAUACGGACAGUUAAGACUAGACAUACGUGAGAAAAUAGCUCGGGAACACGUGACGACUUUCGACGACUUGCUUGAGAAAACAAGAGAGGUAGAAAGUCACAUGCUAGAAAAGGCGAAUCUGACGCAGCGCCCUUUAGAAGACCCCCCUAUAAAACCCAAGCGAUGCAACUUUUGCCGUAUUCCUGGACACACAGCGGAGACCUGCAGAAAGAAGGCUAAAGCAGAGCAGAGCGACGCAGUGAAGCCUAGCCCAACUACGGACAUAAAACCAGAAAAACCUAGGCUUUCUUGUUAUGGUUGUGGAGAGCCUGGUGUGGUCCGUAGUCGAUGCACAAAGUGCUCAUCUCAACGACGAACAAGCUCGAACGAUGCCAGUUUCUGCGGAGUAAAAAUCGGAGAGAUGAACCCAAGACCCGUGGUCAGAAUACAGAUUGGACACAUAAAGGGUACUGCUCAAAUUGACACAGGUGCCAGGUCAAAUGUCGCUUCGUACUCACUCUACCAGCAACUCCGGAAGAAUGGAUACAUCUUCGAGGAGAAGGAAAUGAGCAUAACCCUCGCUGAUGGCAUCCCCAAGAGGCAGACCGCCCUCACUGUCAGAGCUCCCAUCGCAAUAUUUGGUCGAGUGAUCCCAUCAUCUUUCGUGGUACUGCCGCAGGCCACCAACAACCUAACUCUGCUGGGAGUAGGUUUUAUAGUAGAUGCAAUGCUCAUCUUGAAUAUACCACAAAGGACCUGCCGUUUUAUGGAUGACCCCUCUACUGCCUAUGAUUUAGAGGAGGAGUCUAUCCAGGAGAUCGUCCUAGAGAAGCUGAAGGAGGAAUUUGCCCUUCCGCGAAUAAUUUCCCCUAUGGCAACCACUCCAAAAUCUGGACAGUCACCUCAACCUUCCAAGGUGAUUCCGGAAGUUGCAAGCGGGCUUACAGUGGUGCCAGUAUCAGGGAUGAAUGCUGAGGAAGAUGUUCAGCCAAGGGAAGCCGUGGUUCCAUCAGAGGAUAUUCCGGAGGUGCACGAAACGGCCAAUAUCGCCAACAUGCAUACACCACCGCGGUCAUACGGCCCUUUGAUACCGGUGGACCUGUCCACACCCCCGAAUAAGAAGCCGAAACUGAUGUUCGAUGGACACUCACCCGUCAUUGACGCGCUAUAUUAUGACGCACAAACUAGUCUGGCUGAAUAUGAUGAGGUAACGGACCUUUCCCCUGAGCUAACCCUCCUUUUCGAACCCAAGAAUCACAGCCCGUCAACUGAUGCGUCAUGUGAGAAAGAACAAUAACAUCGCAAAAAACCCAAUGACCCCAUUGCUCCUGACCAUUGCCUGGGCCUGUACCACUCGUCAGCGCUCCGCCUGUCCCAAAGCGCUGAGACAGCGCCCCACCUGCUCCAGAGCGCUGAGACAGCGCUCCUGCCCCGAGCCGUCUCCGCAGUGCCAUGCGUAAGCGUGGUCAACCAGAGGCCGUGCCAUGCGUGAGCGUGGUCGGCUGAAGAAGAUGACCUCCCGAGCCACCCCGGCGUGCCAUGCGUGAGCAUGGUCAGCCAGCCUACGGUGGUGCUUCAAGCCACCUCCGCCGUGCCAUGCGUGAGCGUGGGCGGCCGAAGAAGAUGACCUCCCAGCCGUCAUCCACGCCAAUCCUGGCUCUCUCGUCGGGACGUCUUCGGAGCCAGAGGGGGAGUCUGUAACACGACGCGCCCCUUUGUUUACUUCGAGCGACCAGCGCCGAGCCUGCCACUACGUCACAGCGAGGUCUACGCGCGCGCGCAGCCGGUUUACUGCCCUGCCCCGAGACCCCGCUCGCCGCAACGGGUAUAUAAGGCGGACGAGCCAGCCCAGCGGCCAGUUCAUUUCGCGACGCGCCGCGCUUCCGUACCACGGAACACGAUACGCCCGAAGUGAACGCACACACGCACCGCGAGUAUACGGUCUGCUUACGUAACACGGAACUGACCGGACUCUCGCGUUGUGACGUCACAUGCACGCCUCCCGUGCUUAUAGCUAGAUUUACAUGAACUAAUUAAUUGUUGCCUCGCAUUAGCUUAGAUAAUAAUAUUUCACGCUUUGCUAUUAAUUAGAAUUCUGCACAUUGUUUACAUUCAUGCUUAGCUCAAAUGCACAAUCCGAUCCUGUCUUUAUGACUUUAUUAUUUUUCACGCUUCUUGCUAUAAAAUUAUUAAGAAAAUGCUAUUGUACUAAAUAUGGCCCUAAUGCAUACGCCGAUCCUAGAUUUCCGCUUUAAUUAGUUUACUCAUACUUUUGAUAUAAACUUUAUUGAUUAAACGUAAUUGUUUAGUUUCCUAUAAAGUGUGGCCCUGAUUCAUAUACCAAUCCUUGUUUUAUGCUUUGCACAUGCUUUUGUAUUGAACUUUAGUAAUUAGACGCAAUUGUUUAGUUAGUAAUUAAGUUUAGAUCAAAUGCAUAUACCGAUCCUUGUUUUGUGUUCUAAUUGAAUUGCUCACGCUUUAGUUAUAAAGUUUAUUAAGUAAAUACAAUUGUAUAGCUUGCUAUUGGAUCCGGCUCAAAUGCAUAUACCGAUCCUCAUUUUUGCUUCUAAUGUUAAAAUUACGCUUUGCCAUAAGAUUAAUUAGUCAAUGCAAUUAGUAUUGUUUAUCAUUAAGUAUUGGCCAUAUGUACAUACCGAUCCUCAAUUUUGAUUUGAACACUAUAAUCAUGCUUUGCCAUAAGAUUGAUUAGUCAAUGCAAUUAAUAUUGCUUAUUAAUAAGUAUUGUUCAUAUGUACAUGCCGAUCCUAACUUUACUUAUUUUUAUAUUAGCUUAGUAACUUGAGAGGUUGUCUGCUUUAAUUGUGUAAUUUAGUCAUAGGUUUGUUGGCAAUAAACACGAGAUAAAGCCCUAUAAAA